Molecule: messenger RNA, 1279 nt
Organism: Aphanomyces invadans
Lineage: Eukaryota; Oomycota; Saprolegniomycetes; Saprolegniales; Verrucalvaceae
Exons: 1
Coding region: 75-953 (292 amino acids)
Source: RefSeq, a predicted model, not a curated record
CGUUUUCGUGACAUGGGGUCGAUCGAUCGACCCACACAACUCAACCUUCGCUUCCACACUCACACGCAAGCAAGAUGACCGUCAUGACCCGCAGCAUGUCGUCGAAGACUCGCAGCUCAGCCAAGCCUCCGCGCCCCACGACAUGUACCUGCGUGUGGUGCCGAACAUGGAAGCCUCGCAAGGUGUACUACCGCACGCGACGCGCCGUCAAGAAGGAACGGUCGCAACCAACGCCCAAGGCCACCAAGUCGACGUUUUUGAAACGCAAGCCUCGAGGGACGACAUCUGCCGCUGCCACGGCGCCGCCAACGCCCGCGACAGGACAAGUCGACUCGAUUGCGGCAGCGCAUCUUGCCCACCUGGAUGCGCCACUGCGUGUCGCGACCUUGCCGGACGGACACGUCAUGGACGCGUCGCUCGUCUUGGUCGACCUGGCUCAAAACAUGGACAAGUACUACCUCAUACAACUGAUCCAAGCAAACGUCUCGUCGCUCGGUGGCGACUCGCACUACUACUGCUUUACGCGAUGGGGUCGCACUGGCACAGCCGGCCAACAUCAACUGGAUGGUCCUCACGUAACGUUGGCCCAUGCCCAAGCAGUGUUUGAGUCAAAGUUCCAUGAGAAAACGGGGCAAGCCUGGCACACCCGAGCGUCGUUUGCCCAGAUCGACGGCAAGUACGACCUUCUCCGCGUCGACUACGAAGCCAAAGCGAACGGACAGUGGGAAUACUACAUGGACGACUUUGUCGACGGCAAGGCCACGGGGUGGUACCCGUACACGGCAGGCGGCACCACGCAGAUGGAAUUCCUGUGGCAAACCCACCAAGCGAACGCGACGUACAACAGCCGCAUCGUCCAGUCCGGACAUUACUCGUACAGGAUCGACUUGACCGCGAUGACGCAGACGAACAUUUCGACCGAGAAACUGCGCCGCAUUCGACGACGACGGUAGACGUAAGCUUAACGAAUCGAAUUUGCACCGAGCAGAGUCGAUCCGACACGGCGCGGCACUCGGAGCGCUUGUGUGGAAUGCGGUGACGUGCUCUACGAGCACACGUCCUGGCACGAACCGUAGAAGUCGACAGCACAUUUUAUCGACGCCGCCGCCUUCCACAUGAACCUUUGAAAUGCCCAACCUCAGACGAAGAGCCUUUGCAAUGGACUCCGUCGAAAAAGCAAAGCGCGAUUAGUUGCAUGCUGCAGGCAUGCCGCGCCAUCUCGGCGGCGAUGUUGCGUCGUUGUACGAUGGCCGCAUUGUCCUCCACAACGGGGGGUCUC